This is a messenger RNA of Epinephelus lanceolatus (giant grouper), 2458 nucleotides long. It is a transcript of the gene hand2, whose product is annotated as heart and neural crest derivatives expressed 2. Gene Ontology annotation, molecular function: DNA-binding transcription factor activity, RNA polymerase II-specific; protein dimerization activity; RNA polymerase II transcription regulatory region sequence-specific DNA binding. Gene Ontology annotation, biological process: heart development; regulation of transcription by RNA polymerase II. Lineage: Eukaryota; Metazoa; Chordata; Actinopteri; Perciformes; Serranidae. The record is from RefSeq and is a predicted model, not a curated record.
ACCACAGCUCAGUAGGCUAUCAACUAGACAGUAGUGACCCAGUGCCUGUCCAGACUGGUCCUGCCUUGCCAAACGGCUCUGAGGCUGACAGCUGCUGACUGGCGCACAGAGGAGGAUGAGAUGAGAGAGAAAGGAGGAAUAAGCUGCGCACUGUGAGAGAGUUUCUGAAGGAAGGAGAGGAGGGAUAGACGCUGCUGUGACUUUAUAACUAGAGGAAGAGGGAGAGGAACAAUGUCUUAGAGGAGGAGGAGUUGUUUGGACUGAGCUGAGCGGCCUACUGGGCCACAUAAGACAGGACUAGCCCGGGUCUAGCCUACUGUUGCACGGAGGACCGGCCGUCACGGUGGGAGCGGGCGGGCUGUUUCCGUCGGGAGCCGCUGGGUAGGUUAUUGAAGAUGCAAACAUCUGCUCCGGACAACCGAUAAGCAGCGAAGGCGAGCUCACUGCUGCAGCAUCCGAGAAGGACCUGCGUGUGUGCGUGUUGGAAGGGCGUGCAUGAGAGAGAGAGAGUGUGUGUACGCGCGCGCGUGAGUGCGUGUUUGUGUGUGCCACUAUGAGUCUUGUGUCGGGCUUCCCUCACCACCCGGUCAUGCACCACCACGACAGCCACCACUAUUCCUUGCAUGCAGCGGCCGGUCGGUGUCACGAGGACACCGGGGCUCCUCCGUACUUCACGAGCUGGCUGAUAAGCCACGCGGAUAUGAGUCCAACCGAGUACAGCCUCGCACCCGGGUACAGCCCUGAGUACCAUGGCAACAGCGGCGGCGGGUCCACCGGCGGCCUGGACCCGCACCAUCACCAUCACCACCACUACGGACCCGGCGGCUUGGUCCCGGGGGCCAGCGCCAUCUCGGUGAAUGGAGCCACGGUCGGUAUGCACCACCACCACCACCACCACACACAUCCACGGCCCGUGAAGCGGCGACCCACGGCCAACCGUAAGGAGCGGCGGCGGACCCAGAGCAUCAACUCGGCCUUUGCGGAGCUGAGGGAGUGUAUCCCAAAUGUCCCGGCCGACACUAAGCUGUCCAAGAUUAAGACGCUGCGGCUGGCCACCAGCUACAUCUCCUACCUGAUGGACAUCCUGGACAAGGACGGACAGCACGGGGACACGCAGGCUUUCAAGGCCGAGCUGAAAAAAACGGAGGCUCGGGAGGAGAGGAGGAAGAGAGAGGCGGUGGAGAUCCCAAAGACAACGUCAUCAUCCUCAUCGUCAUCCUCCUCGACAGCGGGCGAUAAGAAGAGUAAAGGACGGACAGGAUGGCCUCAACAUGUCUGGGCCCUGGAACUCAAACAGUAGCGCCUCCUUCCCUCCAUCCCUCACUCCUUCCGUCCUGACAGCACCCUGUCCCUCCUCCAGCUCCUCCGGGAGAGUGAUGGGACAGUCAUGGCGCGCUCUGAUGAACUGUACCGGCGCUCAUUAUCAUCAUCAUGACCUCUCUGGACCUGGAUCGAGAACGGUGGACGCUUGUGUAGCUCCGUUCAUGUUGGUGAGACACGAAGAAAGUUGGAGUUCCUCGUAGAGCAUGAUUUAAGAUUUAUAACUCCCCACACCUUUCAUCAGCGAUCCCUGAUUUCCUCCUUAAAUUGUACCCCGAGAAAAAAAGGGGGUCGCCAAAUGGAAAUAUCCCGCAUGUUUUAUCAAUCAUCAUUCCCCUAUAAUUCAACAUAUUUGAUGUCAGUGGAAACUUUAGGACAGGCUCAUUUAAAAUACAGUCUAUAAGCUUGGAUGUGCGUCACAGCAGCUGGGUUGGAUAGGUUUGAUAAAAUCCAUCGUACAUUUGAAUCAACAGGAAACACUGCAACCAGCCCAGUCUAAUGAAAUAGGUGCUGUUUGGUGGAUGGGAUGUAUGCCGAAUUAAAGAGUGGUCUAUAAAAGCUCUCAGGUUCUGUUCUGCCAGAUGUGUAGGGCCCUACGUUUCCACUGAGCGAAUAUACCACUGCUUAGAUAAUGAACGGAGACCGGCGGAGUCUCUCUUCCUGCAGAGGGGAAACAGGACCGGGAUAGGCGGAACCAUUUCUCCCCUUUCUCUCCAAACACCUCCCAUUAAAACCACCACACACACACACACUCUCUCUCUCUCUCACACACACACACAUGCACGGGGUGUUGACGUGCUCUCUGCUUUAUUUAACGGAAUAUAUUUAUGUGCAAUGCGGCCGUGAGAAGGACCCGAGCAGCCACUGCGCUGACUCACACCGGACAUUUUACUGAGCAGGCCUACCUUUGAUUAAACGACAAGGUGUAUGUGAAGUCUCUCUUUCUUUCUCUCUCUCUCUCUGUCUCUCUCUUUUCUCUCUCGCAAUUUCUGGGUUGUAAAUGUAUUGACGUCACGGUGAUGACGACGUGUCCGUGUUGUGGUGUGAAAAAUGUGGUGGGAGACUAAAAUAAUGCUUUAUGUGGGGUGUAAACAGUGUCAUAAAUUUAAUAAACCACCACCUGGUGAUGCAAAGUGGA